Messenger RNA from Vicia faba (fava bean), 1092 nucleotides. The record is from the annotation of a GenBank genome assembly. Lineage: Eukaryota; Viridiplantae; Streptophyta; Magnoliopsida; Fabales; Fabaceae.
AUGUACCCUCAACCACACUACCAAUCUCAACCCUUCAAUUCACAGCAACAAGAACAAGAACAACAACCCUACUAUUCCUUUUUCCCUCCCACUUCAGAUUCUUCGCUUCAUCCUCCCGGCACUAACCCAAUUGCAAAUUCAACACCUUUUUCUGCUCCCGCUUCUGGUUAUCAGAAUUGGCUCGCUCAACAACCUGAACCCGUCGGUUAUGAUCUUGGCAAUGCUGUUGGUUCAUCAUACGAGACUUCUGCGCCUUCUGCGUGGAAUGCUACAUGGCCACAACAAAUUUAUGGCAAUGAAACUACAACAAUGUUGCCUAACCAAGCCAAAUUCACCCAAGCGUUGAGGUGUGAAGUGUGUAAAAUAGAUGUCAAUAGCAAAGAUUCAUAUGAAAAGCACGUAGCCGGAAAGAAACAUCAGAAGAAUUUGCAAAACGGUGCAAGUUGCAUCCAAGUACAAGCGUUAAUUGGUCCUGUAGUCAAUCAAUCAAAGGCUGAGAAACAGGUGGAACAGUCAAAGGUUUGCACAACUUGCAAUGUUUUGUGCACUAGUCACGACACAUAUAUCAAACAUAUUGCUGGGAAAAAGCACGCAGCUCAGGUUUGCUUGAUGUCUAAUGGAGGCAUUGGUCCAUCUAUUGCCGAAUUCAAGCGUAUUGGAGUUCCUCCGUUUCAAAAAGCUGCUAAGAAAAUCAAAGUUGCUCAAUCGGCAUGGUGCGAAACCUGUAAGAUUAAUUGUAACAGCAGAGAUAUGUACAUUACACACUUGGCCGGAAAGAAACACUUGAAGAACUUGGAGAAACUGUCGAAUCCGAAAAUUGACGUUGGCACCAGUUCCACUGCCAAUGCUUCAAAUACUUUAAUCGGACCACAGGAAAAGCCAGGUACCGAUAAUCCAAAAGCAAAGAAGGCAUCGGAACUUGAUAUCGAGUCAAAGAAACGUAAAGUUGUGGAAGGAGGAGCAAUGGUUAAUAAUAUUAAAACGUGUACUUUAUGCAAUGUGGUGUGUAAUAGCGAGACAGUUUUCAAUUUGCACCUUGUUGGCCAGAAACAUGCUGCUAUGGUGAAGAAAGCAGGAUCAAGCACUGGUUGA